Messenger RNA from Glarea lozoyensis ATCC 20868, 2880 nucleotides. RefSeq names its product Metallo-hydrolase/oxidoreductase. The coding region runs from base 1 to 2880 and encodes 959 amino acids. The record is from RefSeq and is a predicted model, not a curated record. Gene Ontology annotation, cellular component: mRNA cleavage and polyadenylation specificity factor complex. NCBI's taxonomy places the organism in Eukaryota, Fungi, Ascomycota, Leotiomycetes, Helotiales, Helotiaceae. The transcript has 2 exons. Gene Ontology annotation, biological process: mRNA 3'-end processing by stem-loop binding and cleavage. Gene Ontology annotation, molecular function: RNA binding.
AUGUUUACUUUCUGCUCCUUGCUAGGCGCGCAAUCCGAAUCGUCGGCGUCGCAAUCAUUGUUGGAGCUCGAUGGAGGUGUCAAAGUCCUGAUUGACUUGGGAUGGGAUGAGUCCUUCGAUGUCACCAAGCUGAAGGAGCUUGAGAAAGUAGUACCAACCCUCUCACUUAUCCUUCUUACACACGCGACAACUUCACAUUUAGCAGCAUUUGCCCACUGCUGUAAACACUUUCCUCUCUUCACACGAAUACCAAUAUAUGCCACGACGCCAGUCAUUUCCUUAGGGCGAACUCUCAUCCAAGAUCUUUACAGUUCGACGCCUCUUGCCUCGACCAUAAUACCUCCCGAAUCCUUAAUCGAAACUUCUUAUUCCUACUCACAGACAUCUGCCACCGCCGAAAACCGUCGCAUUCUGCUCCAGCCUCCUACUGCCAAAGAAAUAGCUUCAUAUUUCGAACUUAUACAUCCGUUAAAGUACUCUCAGCCACAUCAACCCCUUUGUUCGCCCUGGUCACCUCCGCUCAAUGAUCUUGUUAUUACGGCCUACAAUGCAGGACAUACGCUUGGAGGCACCAUAUGGCAGAUCCAGGCCGGUCUUGAAUCGAUUGUCUACGCAGUCGACUGGAAUCAAUCGCGUGAGAAUAUCUUAUCAGGAGCAGCUUGGCUUGGAGGGGCCGGAGGUGGUGGUGCAGAGGUCAUUGAGCAAUUGAGAAAACCAACCGCUUUAAUUUGCAGUAGUAAAGGAGGAGAAAAAGUGGCCAUUGCAGGAGGAAAGAAAAAGCGAGAUGAGCUUCUUUUGGACAACAUCAAAUCUUGUGUCAGUAAGGGCGGAAUCGUGCUCAUUCCAACGGAUUCAAGCGCAAGAGUACUCGAGCUCGCAUAUCUCUUGGAGCAUGCGUGGCGGGAAGAUGCUGAGAGCGAUGAUAGCACUCUCAUGUCUGCUAGACCAUAUCUGGCUAGCAAAAACAUACAAGCUACUAUGCGAUACGCUCGAAGUAUGUUGGAGUGGAUGGACGAAUCAAUCGUGCGGGAAUUUGAAGCUGUUGCUGGACAGAAUAAGCAAGAUGACGACCCAGAUGCGAAAUUGAGGGGUAUCGGUGGACCUUUUGACUUUAAACAUCUCCGCUUACUCGAACGAAAGAGCCAGAUUGACAAGAUCAUGCAAGAGGUUGAUAACCAUGGCAGGUCGAUUGGUAAAGUCAUCUUGGCAAGCGACACUUCUUUGGAGUGGGGAUUUUCGAAAGAGGUAUUCCGACGCAUAUGUGAUGACAGGAGGAAUCUUGUCAUUUUCACCGAGCGAAUGGGUCAACCAAAAAUGGAGAAUCCAAAACUAGGUAUGGCAAGAACAUUAUGGUCAUGGUGGGAAGAUCGAUCAGAUGGAGUUGCGACUGAGACGGCGGCUUCGGGGGAUGUUUUAGAACAGGUUUAUGGGGGAGGUCGCCAACUAGAGAUGCGCGAGACGACACGAGUCGCUCUGGAAGGAGACGAUUUGGCGGCUUACCAGAAUUGGCUUGCAACACAGCGACAAUUGCAAACCACCCAGGCUGGGGGUGCAACAAGCUUGGAGUCUUCUGCAGAUAUGAUUGACGAUGCUGUUUCUGAUUCUUCUGAUUCUGAUGAUGACGAUGAAGAGAAUGAACAGCAAGGUAAGGCUCUGAACAUUUCAGCAACAAUGGGCCAGGCAAAUCGAAAGAAGAUUGGUCUCACAGACGAGGAUCUUGGUAUUAACAUCCUUCUCCGCAAAAAAGGUGUGUACGAUUAUGAUGUGCGCGGAAAAAAGGGUCGCGAGAAGAUGUUCCCUUUGGUUGUUCGCAGGAAAAGAACAGAUGAAUAUGGAGAGCUUGUUCGACCAGAAGAUUUUGUGAUGCAGGAUACAAAAGACAACAACGAUGAAGGGCUCAGUCGACAGCCCAACAAAUUCGAUACUAAGGAUACGCUUGGAAAGAAGCGGAAAUGGGAUGAAACUCCAGGCCAACGAAAUGUGAGUGGCGAUAUGAAGAGACAGCAAAACACCAAACCACUGGGCGACCUAAUUCCUGGUUACGAUGAUGAGGAUGAUGAUGUUGUUGAGCCGGAAGUUGAAGAAAUUACAGGACCAUCGAGGGUGGAAAUAAAGACGGAAACAAUCAAUGUUGACUUACGACUGGCAUUUGUUGAUUUUGGCGGCGUGCACGACAAGAGAUCGCUACAGAUGUUGAUUCCAUUAAUUCAACCACGAAAGCUGAUAUUUGUCAGUGGUAUGAAAGAUGAGACUCUGGCUUUGGCAGUGGAUUGUCGCAAGAUUCUAGCUGCGAAAAGUGGUAAUGAUGAAACUGCGAUUGAAAUAUUCACACCGAUGGUAGGCGAUUGGGUAGAUGCCAGUGUUGAUACCAAUGCUUGGGCUUUGAAACUCUCAGAUGCCCUCGUCAAACGCCUGCGAUGGCAGCAAGUGAAAGGAUUGGGAAUCGUCACUUUGACUGGCCAAUUGGAACUUACACACGCGGAUAAUGUGAAUAUUGAGUCUGACAAAAAACGGCAGAAGCUUAUCAAAGAUGAGACUGCAGAGAGUAUGGAUCUCGUCGCAUCUCCUCCAGCAGAGAUCCCAACUUUGGACAUUCUUCCUACAGCGAUGGCAUCCGCCACUCGUUCCAUCGCACAACCUCUUCACGUCGGUGAUCUCCGUCUCGCUGACCUAAGGAAGUUGAUGUUGGGAUCAGGACAUACCGCUGAGUUCAGGGGUGAAGGAACGUUGCUGGUAGAUGGAACUGUAAUUGUGAAAAAGACUGGUACUGGGAGGAUUGAGAUUGAGGGUUCUGGGAUCAGGGAGUUACCUCAGGUUGGUGGUACAUUCUUCGCGGUGAAAAGGAAAAUUUAUGAGGGCUUGGCUGUUGUUGGUGGGUAG